AUGGGUGGAGGCGGCAAGAUCUAUUAUCCCAAGGAAGUCUGGUCUCCCGCGGGAGGCUGGUAUGCUCAGCCCGCAAACUGGAGGGUCAACACCAUGAUAAUCGGUGCUGCCGUCAUUGGAGUCGCUGCUGCUACCUGGACCCUUAGCGCUGAGCGUGAGCGUCGCGAGAAGAUGCCAGAGCCUGGAAGAUUCUUCCCCAGUCGCUACUGGAGCAAGCAGAUCAUCGAACACGAGAGACAACAAGCCGCGAAGAACGAUUCAUAA
Molecule: messenger RNA, 264 nt
Organism: Aspergillus wentii DTO 134E9
Lineage: Eukaryota; Fungi; Ascomycota; Eurotiomycetes; Eurotiales; Aspergillaceae
Exons: 3
Coding region: 1-264 (87 amino acids)
Source: RefSeq, a predicted model, not a curated record